Messenger RNA from Archocentrus centrarchus (flier cichlid), 2114 nucleotides. Its product is annotated as zinc finger protein 397-like. Lineage: Eukaryota; Metazoa; Chordata; Actinopteri; Cichliformes; Cichlidae. Bases 258 to 1649 code for a protein of 463 amino acids. The record is from RefSeq and is a predicted model, not a curated record. Gene Ontology annotation, cellular component: nucleus. Gene Ontology annotation, biological process: regulation of gene expression. The transcript has 3 exons.
CCACCCACUUCUGAGCAGAAAAUACUGAGAGAAUUUGUUUUUCAGAAAGAAGCAUAACGAGAAAAAGGCAUGAGAAUAAUUUGGAUCAGACUGUGUGAAUAAAACGGAGAGAAACUCACCUGUCCUCCUCUGCCGGACCUUUACGAUGUAACACCGGGCGGAAGUAAACAACGAAACGGCGGAAGCUUCAGUGUGAGUGAGCAGGAAGUGGUUGUGUUGUGGUGUCUGAGCUGAGUCUCUGAGCUGUUGGAGUAACAAUGCCUUCAGUUCAGUGUCUGAGAGAGUUUAUCAACGAGCGGCUAACUGCUGCUGCUCAAGAAAUAUUCACAGAGUUUGAAAAAACGAUCGUCCAGUACGAGGAAGAGAUCGACCGUCAGCGCAGACUGCUGGAUAUCACCUGGAAACCCGAAAUAAAGCUGCACAAGACAGACCUUCUACAGCAGAGUGUCAGUAAGGAGGAGGAGGUUCUCACUGAGCAGCAGCUCUGGAACCAGGAGAGGAGCUCCAAUUUGGACCAGGAGGAACCAGAACCUCCACAAGUUAAAGAGGAAGAGGAGGAAAUCUGCAGCAGUCAGGAGGGAGAGCAGCUUGCACUGAAGGAGGAGAGUGAUACCUUUAUGGUGACUGCUUCUUAUAAGGAAAGAGACCACAGUGAACCAGAAUCAGACAGGGAGCAGCUCCUUUCUUAUAGCUCUGCUGACAACAACAGCAGAGAUCAGAGAGCGAACAAGUAUGAAGACUCAGCAUCAACUCGAACUGCAGAGCAAAAGCCAAAUGAGAGAUAUCAGAAAGACCUCCCACAGCAUCAUGUCAGUAACCAGGAGAGGAGCUCCAGUCUGGACCAGGAGGAACCAGAACCUCGACGGAUUAAAGAAGAAGAGGAGGAACUCUGCAGCUGUCAGGCGGGAGAGCAGCUUGUACUGAAGGAGGAGACUGAUACCUUUAUGGUGACUGCUUAUGAGGAAAGAGACCACAGUGAACCAGAACCAGACAGUGAACAGCACAUCUCUCAAAGCUCUCCUGACACUGAGAGCAGUGAUCAGGAAGAGAACAAGUAUGAAGACUCAACUUCAACUGAAAAUGCAAUGCAUAUGCCAAAUGAGAAACCAUAUGUCUGUGAAAUAUGUGGGAAAAGGUUCCGUCAAAAUAAUGAUUUAUCUGUCCACAUGAGAACGCACACAGGGGAGAAGCCACAUCCCUGUGAAACAUGCGGGAAGAGCUUCAGUCAGCUUAGUAAUUUAUAUCGCCACAGGAGAACUCACACAGGGGAGAAGCCACAUCCCUGUGAAACAUGCGGGAAGAGUUUCAGUCAGCUUAGUAAUUUAUAUCGCCACAGGAGAGCUCACACAGGGGAGCAGAUGUAUUUUUGUCGAACAUGUGGGAAAAGUUUCAAUCGACUUGACAGUUUGUCACUCCACAUCAGAACUCACACAGGUGAGAAGCCGUAUUCCUGUGAAAUUUGUGGGAAGAGCUUCAGUACAAGUUCUAAUUUUUCUAUCCACAUGAGAAUUCACAGAGGCGAGAAGCUGUAUUUAUGCCAGAUGUGUGGGAAAAGUUUCAGUCGCAGCUCUAAUCUGUUGGUGCACAUGAGAACUCACAGAGAUGAGAAGAUGAAGUCAAGUAACACAAGUGGGGGAAAAAUCAUGUGACAGAAAAAAACCCCACAAGAACAUUUAAUUAAAAUGAAAGCUUUCAGAUUUCAGGUGCUUUAGCCCCUCCUUUUGCAACGAAUGUCUGAGAAGUUUUCUAAGUGUUUCACCAUCAGUAUACUGUGAAUAAUCUCUGUAAUUAUAUGUGUGUGUAUAUAUAUUUUUUAUAAAUGUGAGAUUUAAUAUAAAAUUUCCUUUGUGUCAUUAUUAAUCAGUUAUGUAUAUAAUGUUAAUUUGAUCCUGUAGCUUAUUGGUGCUGCAUCUCAAAAGGGGAAAAAAGAAGCCAGUCUCUUUUUUUUCUUAGCUAAAUUAACACAAAGUUUAUUUGUCAAGUAAUACAAGUGGGGGAGAAAUUGUGAUGUAAAAAAACCCCCCAAAAUAUUUCCACUGGUUAAAAUGAAAGCUUUUAGAUUUCUGGUGUCUGAGAAGUUCUCCAAGUGUUUCACUAUCAGUAUACUGUCCAUA